UUGGAAGCUAGUACUAAUCAGUAAGGUCAAUAAUGCAUCGUUUACUAGCUGUUUUAUUUUUUGCAGCAUUCGUUAAAGGAAAUAAUUUCAACCAGCAAGAAAAGAUACAACAAAUUUCAAAUAGUCAUGGAGGUAUGAGCGCUUUUGAUGCUUUUGGAGCUUCACCUCUUGGAACUUCAAGCUUUGGACCUGUUGGAAGUUCAAACUUCGGACCUGUUGGAACUUCAAGCUUUGGACCUGUUGGGACUUCAAGUCUUGGAUCGUCACCCCUUGGGACUCCUAGCUUUAUUCCUUCACCUAUUGGGACCUCAAACUUUGGUCCUUCAUCUAUUGGGACUUCAAGCUUCAUUCCUUCACCUAUUGGAACAUCCAGCUUCGGCCCUUCAUCUAUUGGGACCUCAAACUUUGGUCCUUCAUCUAUUGGGGCUUCAAGCUUUGGUCCUUCAACUCUUGGAACUUCAUCCUUCGCACCUCUUGGCGUUCCAUCUUUUGGUAAUGUUCAAGGUAUGAGUGGAAACUAUCAAGGUUUUGGAGGCGCCCCAGGUUUUGGAAAUGUUCAAAGUUUCGGAAGCUCUCCAUUGUCAAGUUAUGAGCAUCGUCGGACAAUUAUUAUGCCCUCAUCUUACGGAUUUGGGCAUCCCUUUACUUCUUUACCUAUGAACUAUGCAGCACAUAUGAUGCCUUAUGAGCCACAAGUUUAUGCUGAACCAAUGAUUGGCUCUUCAUUUUUGGGUUCCUCAAUGUACUCUCCUCAACCGAUGUUUGGAUCGUCAAUGAUGGGAUCACCAAUGAUGAGUUCGCCAGUCACUUAUACACCACCAAUUGUAGCCGAACCAAUUUAUUCAGGGAUGAUGGGUUCUUCAUAUAUGGAACCUUCGUAUGUUAGUGCUCCGUAUGUUGAAUCAACUUUUAUUGGACCGCCAUUACAAAGAUCGCCAAUGGUAACACCACUUGCUCCACCAAUGAUGAGAUCUCCUGUUGUAGGAACUGCUGUUUACACGCAACCCGUUCUCUUUGCAGAUGAAGAUGAACAUCAUGAUGAUGAUCAUAAAUAAAAAUGCAUUUCAGAAAAGGAAUUCCCACUUUAAACAAUGAUCACAAAACAAGUGGUUUCUUUUGUCAAUCUGUAAAGUUUAUAAUAAUAAAAGUCUUGACACCUCAUGGCACU
Molecule: messenger RNA, 1168 nt
Organism: Chironomus riparius
Lineage: Eukaryota; Metazoa; Arthropoda; Insecta; Diptera; Chironomidae
Source: the annotation of a GenBank genome assembly